CAAAUUCUUUUUAAAUGUAGCAUACAAAUACAUACAUAUACACACACGUAAUUUUACAAUUUUUCUCUUUUUGUUUUUUGUUUUUCUCAUUCACUCCCAUUUAUAUAUAUUUUUUUUCAAACAAAAAUUAUAUAUUUUUUUGCCGUUUGAUCUUUUAAUAAAUUCAAAUCAUCAACAACCAAAAAUUGCUUUCAACAUUGAACUAGGCAUAUUUGCCAUAAUUCUUGCCUGUAUAGCAUGGUUGACACAAAAAUUCCGUGCUUUGCCUUCACAAUCAUUCAGGCAUAAUGAUGUUGAUGACGGUGAUUCUUCACCGAAUUCUAUUCAUAAACAACAACAACAACAACCGAAAACAAUUAUCGGUACCAUUGAAAAUCAUGGUAAAACAUUUACCGAUGAUGUUGGCGAUGAUGAUAAUGUUGAACUAAAUAAUUAUAGCAUCAAUUCAAAUUUUAAUAAUCGUAGAUGCAGUAAUUUAACAGAAAUUCGCCAUCGAAAUAUAAAUCAUCGUCUAAUUCAAUUGGUUGAUGCUGCUACACAGACCAUAGAAGAAUCUAUACAACAACAGCAAGAUUAUAACGCAUCUUUACAAAAUAAACCGAAGAAUUUUUUCAUUGAAAAUCAAAAUAACGAUUACGAUAGUACAACAUCAUCGAUUACGAAUUUAGAUUUUGAAUUCUAUCCUAAUGUUGAAGUAGAUUAUUUACAACAUCAUCAACGAAAACAAUCGAAUCGAUUAAGUGCCGAUUUUGAAACUGAUAGCGAUUGGUCAAGUGUACAAUCAAUACCGUUAACAAUUUUCAAUACAAAAAUGGCCGCAGCAUUACCACAAUCACCAACUAUAGUGCCAUUGCCACCACCACCACCACCACCAAUGCCCGGUACUUCUGGUUCAUCACCAAUGCCUAAUUGGCGUGAUUUAUAUCCAUCACAGUUACCAUCUUCCAUAAGGCAUGAACAUCCACCAAGUAAACAAGAAAUUGAAAAACAACAAUAUGCACAUUUGCCGGAUAAAUUAUUGAAUGCAAUGAAUAAAGAUAAAAAACCAUUCACAUAUACACCAAGUGGUGUUUCAAGCGAAAAAGGAGUACUUGAUCUAAGUGAAAUUCGAUCACCAAGAAUGAAAAAACGUUUAUUAGCAAAUUUGCAUGCCGGUGAAGAUGAUAAUGAAACGGAACAACUAGCAACAACAAAAACAGAUUCUUUACCGAAUCAAUCAAAAUCACCUAAUGCUCAUCAAUAUACAGCAAGUCCAUUUGUAUUGCCACCGAUUCCGGCUGAUGCAGCACAAAAACUUCGUCCAUCCAGUCCAUCCGGUUUAGAUUGUACAAACAAUUCAAAUAACAAUAAUAAAAAAGAAGUUCGUUUUGCACCAUCACCGAUUCCAAUGUUAUCCUGUGAUGAUAAUGAAUUGGUGAAAAAAUUAGCAGCAAGAAAACAGGAUGUUGAAUCACGUGCCACUAUUGUAACAAAUAAUCCAAUCGAUGAAGAUACCGAUAAUAAUAAUAGUGGACAACAACAACAACAGCCAAAUUUUCCGUCAUCAACUCAACAAAAGAUAUUUGAAUCUGAUGUGAAUCAGCUUUGUUUGAAUGCUGCUGAAGCCGUUCGAACAGCUCGUGGAAUAACUGAAGAUUCGAACAACAAUCCUAUAUAUAACAAUCCUUGUUCCAAUCAGAUGAAUGAAUUGAAUGAAACAUUUCAAAAGCAAUUACAAUUUGAACCAUAUACACCAGUGCCGGUUCAGGAAAAUCUUCAACAACAAACACCUACAGCUUUCAAUACGGAUGUUCUUAAACAUGUUCUAGAUUCAGGUUUGCAAGACGAAAUUGAUAAAUUUGAAGAAAUGGGUGCCAAAAUGGGAUCGACAUCACCGAAUCUACCAACAUCGUCGUUGUCGCAAGAUUAUAGUUCAAAUCGAAUGAAUUAUAGAGGAGUAAUACCACCACCUAUUCCACCAAAACCUCAUAAUUUAAUGGAUGGCCGCACAAGUUGUCCACCAAAUCCAUCAUCAUAUAAUAAUGGUCAACAACAGAACGAUUUUAUUAAUAGUUAUCGUUGUAUUUCACCAUCUGUUGAUAUUUGGAAACGAACACAACAGAAUAAUAGCAGUAAUGGAUACAAUUAUAGCAAUUCAAAGCCACGACCAUUUAAUCGAUCAAUGAUAAAUCAGCCACCAAUGCAAACAUUUCAACCUCUCUCAAAUGAACGAUCAAAAAUGAUGGACAAUGGAUAUUCUGCAUCGUUGCCGAGAAAAAUUAAAUUAGGUCAGGAGCCACAACAACUUCGAUCAUAUGAUAAUACAGAAUCUGGUCGUGAAUAUCUUCAACAAGCCGGAAUGUUUUCACAAUUACCACCAAACCAGGUAGAUUCACCAACACAAUCGAAAAUGUUUUUCGGAAUAAAUUCAAGGCAGCAGCAACAACAACAGCAACAGCCAUUGUUCGAAUCGGAACAUGCUCAAACUUAUGUUGAUCCAGAGAUAAAUCGUGAAUAUCUUACACAGGCUGGAAUGUUUUCGCAAUUACCACCAUCAACAUCACAGCAAACGUUUACAACAAUAAAAUCUCGUCAAUCAUCAUUGCCACCAUUAUCGAAUGGUAAUGGUUAUGGUAAAAAUGGCCCCGAAUCACCAAUCGGUACACCACCAAUUAAUCCAUGGAAACAAAUGGCACAAAUAAAUAAUUCUGGUCGUCGAUUAUCUAUGUCGGAAUUACGAAAACUUCCACCAUCUGAACGUCCACAUGAAUCGGCACCAUUAAAAUAUACGGGUGCAAAUAUCCCAUCGCGUGCGUUUCGAAUUCUACAGCUAAUAACCGGUGAAGAUGUACCGAAUCAAUUUGUACAGGAACAAGAAAAUGAUCAACGUAUUGAUCAACAGCAACAACAAUCACGCCGACCAAAAAUGCCACCACCACCACCACCGCCACGAUCAGAUUCUUAUCGGCCAGCAUCACAGCAAUCAUUUCAGAUACCAACAUCUCGAUUCGAACAAUAUGAAUAUCAACAAACAACAACACAACAAACAAUGAUUCCUAGGCCAGAAUCGGCAAUUCCAAUGAUUGGAAAUUAUUAUCAAAGUCAACAACAUCAAUUACCACUUAAUAAUAAUAAUUAUCGUAAUCAACAGUUUCAACAGCCACAGCAUCCUUUACAAUCAACCGUAUAUUCUAGUUCAGCUCAUGGAACAGAUUUUUAGCAUCAACAAACUCAAUUCAGUUAAUGAUAACGAUUACAAUGAUUUUUUUUGCGAAAAAAAUAAUGGAAAUUAUUACUUGUGUAAUGAUUUUAUUAUUAUUAUCAAAAUAUAUCAAUUUGCAAGUUGUCUGGUAUUUAAAAAAAAAAUAAAGUUACAAGUUAAAUAAUAAAAGAUUUUCAAAAAUAUUUAUUAUCCAAUUAUAAAUAUAUCGUUAUCAUAUAAUAAAAAGGGUUUUUUUAUUGAAUCAUAAUACAUUCUACCAUAAAUUUUAGAUCACAAAAAUACGACAAUAAUUUAGAUUCAUUUUAAAUAAUAAUAUCAAUAAAUAUUGUUGUUGUUCAA
Messenger RNA from Dermatophagoides pteronyssinus (European house dust mite), 3541 nucleotides. RefSeq lists its product as uncharacterized. NCBI's taxonomy places the organism in Eukaryota, Metazoa, Arthropoda, Arachnida, Sarcoptiformes, Pyroglyphidae. The record is from RefSeq and is a predicted model, not a curated record.